Messenger RNA from Pseudophryne corroboree (corroboree frog), 7397 nucleotides. RefSeq names its product solute carrier family 16 member 10 (gene SLC16A10). Bases 531 to 2072 code for a protein of 513 amino acids. The transcript is spliced from 6 exons. NCBI's taxonomy places the organism in Eukaryota, Metazoa, Chordata, Amphibia, Anura, Myobatrachidae. Gene Ontology annotation, cellular component: membrane. Gene Ontology annotation, molecular function: monocarboxylic acid transmembrane transporter activity. Gene Ontology annotation, biological process: transmembrane transport. The record is from RefSeq and is a predicted model, not a curated record.
ACAGACGUACAGCAGCUGCCUGUAUGCUCUAUCUGCCAUUUAUACUGUAUAUAAUAACAUAAGCUCCCCUCCCGGCUGGCAGCGCCCAGCAAUGGAGGGCGGGGAGUCCCCGGGACACCCCUCCGCAGACAGGCACGCCUCUUACAGAGGUUAUUCUUUAAAAAAAACAUGGGAUCUCGAUUAAGUCAACAGGCACGCGGCGUGUCCGAGGUGACAGAGGCACAGGACACAGGAGGGGGCAGGAGCGGCUCAGGUAAAGAUAGGAAGGAGGGAGAACUGCACUCCAUGCACAAAUCAUGCUAGAAGGAGUGUGAGUGUGCCCUCAACAGCCGGCGUCAUAUAAGACCAGCUGCAAGUUUUAUUGUUGUACCAGAUCUCACAUGGAAGAAGUGCAAUAGUCUGCAACGUGCUCAUAUAUAAGUGACUGCAACUUAUACUGCUCCUUGGUCCUGGUGCAUGUAGUAGUGAGCCUCCUGCUCUGGCCCAUUGCCUGCCUGUGUGUGUGAUAAUAUAGUGUAAUUAGUGCAGAGAUGACAGAAGACAAGACGCAGAGUAAGGAAGAGCUGCCCACCAAUGUCCCGGCAGCAGAAGAAGAGGAGCCGGCGGGGGACGACAGUGCUGCAACUGCGGCAGAGGAGAGCGCACCCCUCACCACUGAGGAGAAGCAAGAGAAUGGGGGGGAGUGGAACUCCGUGCCGGGAGAUGAGGAGAAGAAGAUCGCUGCUGCUGGAGGAGCAGGGGACCCGGAGACCAGCACAGAGUUUGUACACCCGGAAGGUGGCUGGGGAUGGAUGGUCAUGCUCUCCGCCAUGUGGUGCAAUGGGUCCGUCUUUGGCAUCCAGAACGCAUGCGGGGUCAUCUUCGUGGUCCUGAUCCAGGAGUUUGGGUCCAAGGAUGAUCCUCAGCUCAUGUUUAAAACAGCAUGGGUAAGCUCCUUGUCCAUGGGAAUGAUCUUUUUCUGCUCCCCUGUGGUCAGCGUAUUUACAGACAUAUUUGGGUGUCGGAAGACGGCAGUUGUUGGUGCUGGGGUUGGUAUAAUUGGCCUUCUUUCCAGUUCUUUUGUGAAGAGCUUGGAGCCUCUCUAUUUUACCUAUGGCAUUUUAUUUGCCUGUGGCUGCUCGUUUGCUUACCAGCCAUCCUUGGUCAUCUUGGGACACUAUUUCAAGAAACGUCUGGGACUAGUGAAUGGGAUUGUGACAGCAGGCAGCAGCCUGUUUACUGUGGUGCUGCCUUUUGUCCUCAGCUAUUUGCUUGACGGGAUAGGACUUUACCACACCCUACGUGUCUUGUGCAUCCUUAUGUUUAUUCUCUUUUUGGCUGGUUUCACCUACAAGCCACUCAUACCUAGACCCAGUAACAGGCGGAAACAGAUCUUCAAUUUCUCCAUCUUCAAAUCAAAGAGCUACUGUAUAUGGGCAUUUGGAAUCCCAGCUGCACUUUUCGGAUACUUUGUACCUUACGUUCACUUGAUGAAUCAUGUUAAGGAGCGCCUUGGAGGUGAUGUAAAGCAAGAGGUUCUCUUACUGUGCCUUGGUAUUACAUCUGGACUUGGAAGGUUAAUUUUUGGGAGAGUUGCAGAUUACAUUCCAGGUGUGAAGAAGGUGUACUUGCAGGUAGUGUCUUUUUUUUUCAUUGGACUGAUGUCAAUGAUGAUCCCGUUAUGCCACAACUUUGGGGGUCUAAUUGCUGUCUGCCUUUUCAUGGGCUUAUUUGAUGGCUGCUUCAUAUGCAUCAUGGCUCCCAUUGCUUUUGAGCUUGUUGGACCAGAGAAUGUAUCUCAGGCCAUUGGAUUUCUGCUUGGAUUUAUGUCCAUUCCAAUGACUGUUGGUCCUCCUGUUGCAGGUUUAUUACGUGACAGUCUUGGCUCUUACGAUGUUGCAUUUUAUCUGGCGGGUAUCCCCCCUAUCAUUGGUGGAAUUAUCCUCUGUCUCAUCCCAUGGGUACAUGGAAGGACUUUACAGGAAAAAACAAAAGUUCCGAACGGAGACCCUGAAAAGAUGAUGCUGGAUAACACUACAUUAAAGCCAGGCUCAGCCGAGGAUGCUAGAAAAGAAGAUGUAUCUGUCAUAUAAUUCACAUUGUUUUACAGAAACAGAUUUUCAUAUAUUCUUUUUAUCUUUUGUAUGACAAUUACCAAAUAGUUGAGACUGGUGCUACAAUCCCAAAGCUGUAUGUUCAUGCUAAGCUGUUUUGCUUGCACUUCCCAGUGAGCCUGCCAUGUCAAGAUCCCUUCAUUUCCGCUCAGUGAAACUCAAAGCACACGUGUGUACAUGCUGCAGGGACUAACGAGCAGGGAAAUGACUGCCAAGGAGAAGUAUUAUAUACUUAUUAACAGGAAAGCUUUGACCUCUUGUAGCUUUAUAUCAGUUCAACUUUUAUUAUUGUAACAACUGUCUUCUUAUUCAGUUUCCAUGGCUGAACAUGAUUAUGCAGUGUUUUCAGACUUUAGUGUACAAAAAUGUUAUCAGAGCCUACAAUGUACAGUAGAUUUACUGGGAAAAAACUUAUAUACUUAUGAUAUUUGAUUUCCGAUGAUGUUGGAUAUCCCCAAUCAUUUCCAGUAAUAUUGUAGCUGACCAGAAAAUAUGCGGCAAAUCCAGUUACUGGCUUGCCCCCUAUAUGCCCUUGCAGAGGGGCUUUGUGGGCAGCAACAUCACCAGCUUUGCCUCGUAGCCCUCAGAGGUACACAGGAAAGCUAGCAAUGUCCUUCCUCCCGAUGUUUAGCGGCACAUCACUCAUAAUGGAUCAGCCCCUAUGUGACUAUUGUAUUAUACAUGUCCAGUUGUGCUAUGAAUGUCUGAGCCUUUAGGCCAUGGGUCUUCAACCUGCAGCCCUCCAGUUGCUGUUGAACUACACGUCCCAGCAUACCCUGCCUUAGUUUUAGCAUGCCUUAAUAUAAAAAAUGUUGAAGGGCAUGCUGGAAUGUGUAGUUCCUCAGUAGCUGGAGGGCUGCUGGUUGAAGACCCAUGCUUUAGACAAACACUUGCAAUGUAAAAUAUAAUAUUUUGGUAUCAAAGCAAGGAGGUUUCCCUGCUACAUUUGAAUGGUAUUCUCAGUGGUGUCAACUGCGGCACUUAUUACUGAACAAUAGGGGUAAUUCAGACCUGUUUGCUCGCUAGCAUUUUUUGCAGUGCUGUGAUCAGGUCAGAACUGCACUUGCGUAUGCACCACAAUGCGCAGACGCGUCGCAUGGGUACAAAGCAGAUCGUUGCUGUUUGAUGGGUUUUACGAAGAAUCCAUUCGCACAGCCCAUCGCAAGGAGAAGGACAGGAAGAAGGUGUUUGUGGGUGGCAACUGAUCGUUUUCAGGGAGUGGGUGGAAAAACGCAGGCGUGUCUAAGCGUUUGCAGGACGGGUGUCUGACGUCAAUUCCGGUCCCGGACAGGCUGACGUGAUCGCAGCGGCUGAGUAAGUCCUGGACUACUCAGAAACUGCACAAGAUCUUUUUGUACCGCUCGGCUGCACAUGCGAUCGCACACUUGCACAGCUAAAAUACACUCCCCGGUGGGCAGCGACUAUGCGAACGCAGAACUGCAAAAAAACACUAGCGAGCGAUCAGGUCUGAAUUACCCCCAAUGUCCGGGUUCUGUUUAUAUACUAUAAACGUUAUAGAUCAUAGCAUACCUCCCAACUGUGCUGAUUUUGGCGGAACAGUCACAUUUUUUGGGGACUGUCCCGCUGUCCCACCCCUUAAGUUGCAUUGUUCCGCGGUGGGGGGGCAGUUGGAAGACCCUCCCUAACUCGCUGCUCUGCUUAGCAAGGCAGCGGUGAAUAGACGCUGUAAGCAUGCGCACAGCGUGUAUUCACCAGGAGAGAGAGACAGGGGGCCCUCACAGCGGCAAAAAUUGGGGUCGUGGCUUUGCGGGAAGUACCAUAAUCGCGGGCCCUGCCCCCUAAAAGCAUGUGCUUUUGUCCCUCCUCCCAGCCGGCAAAUGUUGGGAGGUAUGAUCAUACCCUAAACCACUAUCAGCACUUACUAUGCAAUGCUCUGCAUAAUCAGUCUAACUCAGAAAAAAAUAUAAGAUGAAUGUAAGCUAUUCAUUAUGCAAAUUAUUUUAAUACAUCAUCUAUUCAAUGUGCACUAAGCCAAAAAUGUAAAUAAAAAUUGCCUUAUAUAAAGAGUUACUAGCAACAUUCAGGGCCUGCUUCUGAGUUACACGUAAAAGUGCAUGCAGCAGCCUCUAUUGGCAGACACCCGUCUGCUGGUUUAUGGAAAUAACAUACAAACUUCUUCCAUUGUGUACAUACAUGCAGCUGAUGUUCAAUGACUGAGACGCCCACUUUUAGAGUCUAUGCACGCUGUAAUAAUGAUCGGUGUGUUUCUCCAUCUGACCAUGGCCUCCUAUACCUGCAUCUGUGCGUCUGGAAACGCAGCUGUUUGCAUUGACACGCCUGAGACAUUCCCAUAAUACGCCCACUGAACGGACCAUUUUUGAGUGCACAACUUUUCACCUCCCAGUCACCACCCAGUAACACCCAUCACUAUUCUGCCACACUUCUUAUACCAUCUGACCUGAUUACAACAGCACCUUUGUGCGUUCACUUGGAGCAACACAUGCGCACACAGGCGCCUCCUGCACCAUUUGCAUUUCAUGUGUGCAGUAUUGCACAGCCGCUUCCUUGUAAAGCACAAAUCUGAAUCAGGCCCUAAGUCAGGAGUUUGCUUUCUAUUAGUAGACAGCAGUUGCUCAUUGCGAUAUCAUCAUGUCGCCAGUGCCUUAAUAAAAUAACAUGUAGAAUUCCUGGUACAAGCAGGUGGCCAAAUUGAACAAUAGCUGGAGUACAGGCUUCAAACUCCCAGAUCUUGUCUGGCUUCACAGGUGCCAAUUAAUGUGAUUGGAAUAUACCCGUACAUACAGCUCAUUAGCGUUUGUGUUUCUGUAGAAAGUGCUUGGAACCUGCCAUAAAAGAAAGAAGACUGCAACACAUGGUAUAAGCCUAUACAAAGACUAGUAGUAUAUUUGUUUUGCAGUUUUUCAGAAAAAUAAUAAUAGCAAUGAACCAAAUGCAAACAAUGGGAAGGAGUCACAACAGCUCAAGAGCCAAAGAAUGAAGUCUUGUUCUUUAUUGGAAUAGCAAUUACAAAAGUACAAAGCAAUGUAACCCAACAACAUUGUUUCACACCCAAUGGCGAAGUCUGUUUGUGGCAGCCAGUCCAGUUUGACCCUUUGGAUAUUUUUACAUUGUUUGUACAGUGCUUCUUGAACUCUGUAAGCAGGGUGUGCUUCUUGAACUGUGUGAAUAUACACACAUACACACACACACACACACACACACACACACACACACAUACGCAGAGGUGAAUACAUUUAUUGGCACACUUACAGCUCAAUAAAAUAAUUCUUCAUUCCUCUUAAAAAGUUAAAUUAAAGGCUACUGUCUCAUGUAUAUCUACAUGCCUUUGCUAUGUCAUAAAAUAAAGCAAAGAACCUGUGAAAACAGGUAAAUUAUUGCUUAUUUUCCAUAAUUUAAAAUAGCCUGGACAGAUUUGUUGGUACCCCUUAGAAAACAUAAUAAAUAAUUGGAUUAUUCUGAUAUUUUAAAGUAAUUGUUUUUUAAAUUAGCAUCACACAUGUCCUCAAUAAUCUAACCAGUCAUUCAGCCUAUUUAAAUAGAGAAAUGUAGUCACUCUGCUGUUUGGUCUCACUGUGUGCCCCACACUGAACAUGGACCAGAGAAAACAAAGGAGAGAGUUGUCUGAGGAGAUCAGAAGGAAAAUUAUAGACAACUGUGUUAAAGGUAAAUGCUAUACGACCAUGUCCAUGCAGCUUGAUGUUCCUGUAUCUACAGUUGCAAAUGUUUUUAAGAAAUUUAAAGUCAUGCAACUGUAGCCAACCUCCCUGGAUGCAGACACAAGAGAAAAAUUAACCCUUAUUGAACAAUAGGAUAGUGAGAAUGGUUAAAAAAAAAAAAAAAGAGCCAAGGUAAACUUCCAAACAAUUACAAUUUGAACCACCGAGGUCAAGGUAUGUCAUUGUCUGAUCGCACCAUCCAGUGGUUUUUGAGAGACGGUGUGCUUUGUAGAAGAAGACUCAGGAGGACUCCACUUUUGAAAAAAUAACAUAAAAAACCCAGACUGUAAUUUUCUAAAAUGCAUAUUGACAUUAUGCGUCUGGGAGAAUGUUCUAUGAACAUGAGUCUAAACUGGAGAUUUCUGGCAAGUCACAUCAGCUCUUUGGCCCUCAUUCCGAGUUGUUCGCUCGUUCUUUUUCAUCGCAUCGCAGUGAAAAUCCGCUUAGUACGCAUGCGCAAAGUUCGCACUGCGACUGCGCCAAGUAACUUUACUAUGAAGAAAGUAUUUUUACUCACAGCUUUUUCUUCGCUCCGGCGAUCGUAAUGUGAUUGACAGGAAAUGGGUGUUACUGGGCGGAAACACAGCGUUUCAGGGGCGUGUGGCUGAAAACGCUACCGUUUCCGGAAAAAACGCAGGAGUGGCCGGAGAAACGGUGGGAGUGCCUGGGCGAACGCUGGGUGUGUUUGUGACGUCAACCAGGAACGACAAGCACUGAACUGAUCGCACAGGCAGAGUAAGUCUGGAGCUACUCUGAAACUGCUAAGUAGUUAGUAAUCGCAAUAUUGCGAAUACAUCGGUCGCAAUUUUAAGAAGCUAAGAUUCACUCCCAGUAGGCGGCGGCUUAGCGUGAGCAACUCUGCUAAAUUCGCCUUGCGACCGACCAACUCGGAAUGAGGGCCAUUGUUCACAGAUGAAAAAAAUAAGUUGGUAAAUAAAAGACCACACCUACUGUAAAACAUGGAGGAGGCUUAGUUAUGUUUUAGGAUGCUUUUCUGCGUGCAGCCUUGAAUCUGUGCAGGGCACAAUGAAAUAGCAAGACUGUUUAGGCAUUUUGAAGUGAGACAUACUGCCCAGUGUCAAUGACCCAAAACACACAGCUAAAAGCACCCAAGAAUGGAUAAGAACAGAAGAUUGGACUAUUCUGCAGUGGCCUUCUAUGAGCCCUGAUCUGAAUCCUAUCGAACAUUUAUGGAAAAAGCUGAAGCAUGCAUUCUGGAGAAGGCAUCCAUUACACCUGACACAGCUGAAGCAGUUUGCUAAGAAAAAGUGGUCCAAACUACCUGUUGAUAGAUACAGAAGUCUCAUUGAGAGCUAUAGAAAUUGCAUGAUUGCAGUGAUUGCCUCUAAAGAUUGUGUAACAAAAGAUUAGGUCUCAGAAUUUUUGUUAAUUCUGUUUUAUUUUGUGUUAUUAUUUAAAAUAAUCUGCUGAAUCAAAAAAAUGCUGGAUGUCAAUUCCUAUUUGCACUUAUUUUAGUGAAAUGUGGAUUCUUUUUUCAUGGAAGGGUACCAACAAAUGCGUCCACGUCUAUAUUUUACGUGUGUGUGUGUGUGUGUGUGUGUGUGUGUGUGUGUGUGUGUGUGUGUGUGUGUGUGUGUGUGUGUGU